Molecule: messenger RNA, 2445 nt
Organism: Cygnus olor (mute swan)
Lineage: Eukaryota; Metazoa; Chordata; Aves; Anseriformes; Anatidae
Gene: THAP1
Product: THAP domain containing 1
Exons: 3
Coding region: 96-830 (244 amino acids)
Molecular function (GO): sequence-specific DNA binding
Source: RefSeq, a predicted model, not a curated record
GGGGGGGCGGGGGCAGGGCGAGGAUGGCGGCGCGGCGGUGAAUUGUCGGCGGCCGCGAGCCCCUCCUCGCCCCGCGGCGGGGCGGCGGCGGCAGGAUGGUGCAGUCCUGUUCCGCCUACCGCUGCCGGAACCGAUACGACAAAGAGAAGCCCAUCUCCUUCCACAAGUUCCCCCUGACGAGGCCCGACCUGUGCAAGAAGUGGGAGGCGGCCGUGAAGAGGAAGAACUUCAAGCCCACCAAGUACAGCAGCAUCUGCUCCGAGCACUUCACGCCCGACUGCUUCAAGAGGGAGUGCAACAACAAGCUGCUGAAGGAGAACGCGGUGCCCACGAUAUUCUGCUACACCGAGCCCAAUGAAAAGGCUGAAGAAUUUCCAGAACAGCCAGAAGAUCCACUACCGCCUCCACCACCACCGCCACCUCCGCCGCCACCACCACCGCCACCACCACCAGCAGCUCCUGUGCUACUGCCCUCUCCAUCAACUCCUUCUUUCCAUUUAGCUCAAAUAGAUGCCAGAUUUGUAGAUCCAAGUAUUGGAUUAUUGAUGCCUCCUCUCCAGACCCCUAGCAAUCUUGCAGUUUUUUGUGAUCACAACUAUACCGUAGAGGAUACAGUUCAUCAGCGAAAAAGAAUUCAGCAGCUGGAGGAACAAGUUGAAAAACUGCGAAAGAAGCUCAAGACUGCGCAACAGCGAUGCCGGCGUCAGGAAAGACAAAUUGAAAAACUGAGGGAGAUUGUUCAGUUUCAGAAGGAAAAAGACAUACUGUCAGGAAAAGGCUAUGUGAUUCUGCCCAAUGACUAUUUUGAAGUUGUAGAAGUACCUGCCUAACAGUCAUGAACGUCAGCUUUCACUUUGCUAGGCCAAGACAUUUAGUUUAAAAACUAAAUGCUCUCUAAUUCUGUGUGAGACUGUCCAGAAUUCUAAACCAGUAAAUAAGCUGUCAUACAAAGGACACCACAUAUUUUUCUUCGUUUUCACUUCAGUUCAAUAUGUUUUUAAUAUACGGAAAAUGCAAGCAUCUCAGAAUUAGAAUGUGCAUUUAGUUUAUGAAAUCUGAAUUGCUUUACAAGAGGAAAGGAUGCAGGGUUAAAAUGCACUUAAAAUCUGUACAAUUUUUAUUUGUUUCUAACAGCGGCUGUCUUAUGCUUACACGGGAUAGGAACUGAAUCUGGCUGAGAGUGAAGUUGAGGUUGUCGUACACUUGGUGCAAAACUUUGUCAAGGCAUUUAAUAUUGGCUUAGGUGAUCCCAAGGAAGUAGUUUUCUUUGGUUUCAGAAGGAGUGGAAUUAGGCCAGCUAAGAAUACCUGCAAGCACUGCCUUGCGUAGAAAAAGAUAAUUUACAUAUUUCAGCCUGGGAAACUUCCAACCUCAGCUUGUUAUGCCUUCAAAGCACUGCAAAAAGUCUAAUUCCUGGAUCCCUUUUGGUGAGGUUUGUAAAUGAGCCUUUUCUUUUGGAGUAACAUAUACCAACGUGUGUGUGAGAGAGAAGGGGAUAUUUCCUUAGUGUAGCUAACUGGAGCUGUAGAGGAUUUUGUUCUGAGGGUACUUAAAAGCCCUGCUGAAACACAGUACUGCACUGAACGUGCAUAUUACCAGAUUGCUGGCAGGAUCAAGAAGGCAGUAUACUGUUUAGGGUGACUGCUUUUCAAAAGUGCCCUAACAAUACACAGUCGUCCCCAGCAUGCUGGAGUAUGCCAUCCCAUAAGCACUGUCACGGGUGGAAUGUUGUCCUCGUCUUUGAAAUUUUUGGUCUUAGCUUGCAUCUCAAAUACGUUUGUAGCUUCAUGAAAUGAAGAAAUUUGUUUUUCCUUGUCUGGGGUGCUGGACUCUUUCUGCUUUAAUUACAGCAUACUCUAGUUUUCUUUUUCUCCUUCUUUUUCUUUCUUACUUUUUUUUUUCCUUCCCCAAAAGGCAUCUGGGCAGAUAUGGAAUUAGACUUCGGGAGUUGCUUGGUGCUAGACUGGUUUUUAAUAUCUCAAAUGCUGCUGCCUCUCCUUCAGCCUUAUUAAGAGCCUUUCUAAAAAUGAAUUUAACAUUCGGUGCAGCAGUUUGCACUUACUGUCCAAUAAUUUGUUUAGUCAACAGACUCAUUCAAAAUCGGAGAAUGACAUCAUGCUAACGUUAUUGUAGCCUUCACAGCUGAAAUUCCCUGACAUAAUAGACAUGAGGAGAAUGACUUUUCUCCAUCCAUGUCAAACCUGUGUGUAGUGUGAAAUCUAGCUCUGGUGUUAAUCAAGCCCUGUUCAUGAUGGCUUUAAAAACUUCCCUUAAUAUUCUGUUAGCAUGACAUUCUGAAAUGUUUAGAACCAGUCUUGAUACUUCUGACCUCACUCAUGCUGUGUAUCUACUUUCCCUGGCAUUUCAUAUACUUAAAAUGAACAAAAAUUGCUGAUGCAUCCUUUUCUGUACAUUUAUUAUUCCUGAUUAAAAAUAAAAAGCAAA